This is a messenger RNA of Cheilinus undulatus (humphead wrasse), 7887 nucleotides long. It is a transcript of the gene nbas, whose product is annotated as NBAS subunit of NRZ tethering complex. Gene Ontology annotation, molecular function: SNARE binding. Gene Ontology annotation, biological process: retrograde vesicle-mediated transport, Golgi to endoplasmic reticulum. Gene Ontology annotation, cellular component: endoplasmic reticulum membrane; Dsl1/NZR complex. The record is from RefSeq and is a predicted model, not a curated record. Lineage: Eukaryota; Metazoa; Chordata; Actinopteri; Labriformes; Labridae. The transcript has 53 exons. Bases 7 to 7125 code for a protein of 2372 amino acids.
GUAAAUAUGGCCGAAGAAAGCUUGCUUGAAGGCGAAGAUGAAAACAUUUUGUACGACCUACUUGUCAUUACGGAAUGGCCACCAGAAACGGACACGCAGUUGCGUGGCAACAAGGAGCACAAUACCUCACUAAUUGCAAAAGCAGUGACUGGGCCAUUUCGCUUAAUCUUGCAGUACUUGUGGUACAGCCCCUCCAGCUCCUCUCUGCCUCUUGGCCUCAUCCGCCUGGCAAACAAGCAGAUCAACUGGCAGCUGGUGCUCGCAAGUAAUGGCAAACUGCUGGCAGUGGUUCAGGACCAGUGUGUGGAGAUAAGGUCUGUGAGAGAUGACUUCGGAUCAGUCAUCGGGAAGUGUCAGGUGCCAAAGGACCCGAACCCACAGUGGAGGAGGGUGGCAUGGAGCCAUGACUGCACCCUGCUGGCCUACGCUGACAGCACUGGGACCACUCGCCUUUUCGACCUCAUGGGCAGUGAACUCUUUGUCAUCCCACCGGUGGUGAGUUUUCCUGGUGAUUUCAGCUGUGCAGUGGCAGGCCUGAUCUUCCUGGAGUACACAGCCAGCGCACAGUGGUCAGCUGAGCUGCUUGUUAUCACACACAGUGGAGGACUCAAAAGUUACCUUGUCAGUGUGGGAACCAAUCAGAACUUCCAGGAGAACCACAGCUUCAGUUUCUCCACUCACUACUCCCAUGGCAUCACCUCGGCUAUUUACCACCCUGGACACAGACUGCUACUGGUGGGAGGCUGUGAGUCAGGGGAUGACAGCACAUCCAAGGCCUCAUGCUGCGGGAUUACAGCCUGGAGGACUCUGUCUGGCUCGCCUCACUAUAAGCAGGUCACAAGCUAUGAAGACGACAUCAACCCGAACCAGAAAAGAGGUUUCCUCAAGAUGCCCAGCUUCAGAUUCUUCUCCAGACAUGGAGAUGAAAAGGACGGUGUGUUCCGCAUGAGUCUGAGCCCUGAUGGCACCCUGUUGGCUGUCAUCCACUUCUCUGGACGUCUGUCCCUCUGGGACGUACCGUCUCUCAAACAGAGGGCCUCCUGGAGCCAAGACCAGCAGCCAGGAUUUGAGGAGAUCAACCCAGAGUGGAAGACAUCGCUGGAGAGGAGGAAGAAAAUAAAAGAUAAGGAGCAGUACUAUCCGCUUGUGGAUGUGAGCUGGUGGAGCGACAAUGUGCUGAUCCUGGCUCGCUGCUCAGGCUCGGUCACCGUCUCCUCCGUCAGGACGCUGCGCAACCUGCUGGGAAAAUCCUGUGAGUGGUUCGAGCCAUCACCUCGAGUCACUGCGGCACAUGACGGGGGCUUCCUCAGCCUGGAGUGCGAGGUGAAGCUGGCUCAGAAGCGUGGGCGCCCAGAGAACAACCUGAGUGGAGUCGCCGGCGAGGAAGAGGAGGGCGAUGAUGGCGGGGACUCUGACUCAGAUGAAGAGUCUUCAGCCAAAGCGCGCUACUUUGGCUACAUCAAGAUGGGCCUGUACUACGUGACGGAGAUGGAGCGGUUCGCCCCGCCACGCAAACGCCCCCGCACCGUGAUGAAGAACUACCGUCUGGUCAGCCUGAGGUCGACAACACCUGAAGAGCUGUACCAGAGAAAGAUUGACAAUGAAGAAUAUGGCGAAGCUCUGUCUCUAGCCCAAGCAUAUAAUCUUGAUUCAGACCUCGUCUACCAGAGACAGUGGAGGAAGAGUACCGUCAGUAUUGCCUCGAUACAAGAUUAUCUGAGCAAGAUCUGUAAGCGCUCAUGGGUGCUGCAUGAGUGUGUGGAGCGCGUCCCUGAGAAUGUUGAUGCUGCCAAGGAGCUGCUGAUGUACGGCCUUAAGGGGACUGACCUCGAGGCCCUCAUAGCUAUUGGAAACAGGGAAGAUGGGGGCAGGUUUAUCAUGCCAGGCGACGUCGACCUUGACGACCUUCCCUACGAAGACAUGCUGUCAGACGAUGCAGAGCUGGAGAUGAAGAAGGAGAGGGAGAGCAGGAAGAGACGAGAGCUGCUGGCCAAGGUCGACUUCAGCAGGCUGACUUUGGAGCAGAAGGAGCUAUGUCGCAGCCGACUGAAACUGCUCUCCUACCUGGACCGACUGGCAACAUAUGAGGAGAUACUUGGCGGGCCUCACGCUGCAGAGCAGAAAUACGACGCUGAGUUCUUCAAGAAGUUCCGCAAUCAGAAUAUUGUUUUGUCAGCAAGAGACUACGCCAGGGAGAGUAAUGUGCAGGCUCUGGAUAUUCUCUUCACGUACCAUGGAGCAGAACUCCUUCAGCACCGGCUAGCUAUCCUCUACAACUUCCCAGAAACCACCUCUCCGCAUGAGUACACCAUCCUGCUGCCUGAAGCCUGUCUGGAUGACCAAGGCGAGCUGGUGUUGAUCCCAUGGGACGAGCAGAGACACAGAGAGAUGGACUGGUGCGAAGUACAGGAGUGCAGAGCAGUGCUGGACCAGAACUUGUUCGACAAUGACAGUUUCCUGUACGAGGAGGCUCCAGAGCUGCUAAGAUUCCGCACAGCUGAGCCCUCCAUCGAGCUACUGACUGAUUGGUACCAAAGCAGAGCAAAAGACAUUGAUGCCUGCUCCAGACAGGUGGACUGUGCGCUGUCUCUGGUGCGGCUGGGAAAGGAGCGGGAGAUCCCGGGUCUCGAGUUCUUGUGUGAUGACUUGGUCACCAUGGAAACGCUGGUGUAUGAGACCUCAUGUGAAUUGAGUGUGACACUGAAAGAUUUGCAGCAACAAAGUGACAUCGACAAGCUCCACCUGCUCAUGAAAAAUUCCAGCACCGAGCGUUAUGUGAAAGAUGCCUUCCAGUGGAUGGUGCCCUUCCUGCACCGAUGUGAGGGACAGAAAGAGGGUGCUGCUGAGUCUCUGCUCAGAGAGUACCUGGUCAGUCUGGCAGAGCGAGACCUCACCCUGCCCCUCAUCAUCUUCCAGCACUCCAAACCUGACUGCCAGCAGAAGAUCAUCGGGGACCCAGACCAGCUGAUGGCCGUGGCUCUGGAGUGCAUUUACGGCUGCGAGAGAGACGACCAGCUCAGCUUGUGUUAUGACAUCCUGGAGUGUCUGCCGCAGAGGGGCUAUGGACCAGACAGGGACAUCACGUCAUCCCUCCACGAUCAGGUGGACAAACUUGAGAAGCAUCUCAGUGUGGCAGAGGUUCUGGAGAAACACGGCCUGCAGAAACGUAUUUCAUAUGUGAAGAACAGCCAGAACAGCGAAGAAGAAGCCCACCAACUCAUGGUGAAACUGUGCCGCCACACUGGCCGCAAGAAUCCACCUGUGAGCGAGACAGUGUGGAGAGGUCUACUGCAGGAUCUGCUUGACAUGCAGCAAAAUGUCUACACCUGCCUGAAAGCGGAGACAUGUCACCAGGUCUUUGUGGAGUCCCUGCUGUGCUCCAGCCGUGUUGAGAACGUACGCUUAGCAGGGCAGCUCAUGCACUGUUCCAAGGACAACCAGGAUGUUCCCGUCAGCUUGUCCUUCCGUGGUAAAGGUUAUGCUCUGAAGGUGGCCUACAACAACAGCGUUGAGUUGGUUUUGGCAGCUGCUAGAGAAUAUUUCAACUCUUCCACAACGCUGACAGAUUCAUGCAUGGAUUUGGCCAGGGCAUGUCUCCAGCUGAUCACAGACUGUCCUCCAGCCAUCCAGGAUGAACUGGACCUCAUCAGCGCCCUCAGCCAACUAGAAGACUUUAGUGUCAACAUCCUGCCAUUGCAAGUGCGUCUGCGAUCAGACCGUCUGUCUCUCAUAAAAGAAUGCAUCGCCCACAGCUCCACCACCUACAAGCAGUCCACCACUCUGCUGAAUCUCGCCUCACUCCUCAGAGUGGCAGGAGAUGACAAGGACACACGGAAAGGUCAAGUGCUGACCCUGCUGGCCGAGCAGGCUCUUCAGUGUCUGGACUUCAAGGCCUCGUACAUCCACUGUCAGGACCUCAUGGCUGCAGGUUACAGUCCGGCGUGGGAGGUUUGCAGCCUGCUCGGUCAGUGUGAAGGAUACACAGAGCUGGAGGCCCGGCAGGAGCUUUUAGCCUUCUCUCUUACCCACUGCCCACCUGACAGCAUCCAUGGCCUCCUGGCUGCCUCCAGUGACCUGCAGACUCAGGUGUUGUACCAGGCGGUUAACUAUCAAAUGGAGCCUGUUAUUACAGGAAGUGGACGAGAGGCAGACGAGACGGACUCUAUGAAGGCCUCUUCUCCUCCUGCAGGCUCCCCUGUGGGGACAGCAGGAGACCUCCUGCACAGAACCACAGCUAAGACCAUGGAGGUGCUCACCACCACAGGACUGACCACCAAGGCUGUGCUGACCGCAGUCAGUGACCAUCGCUGGUGGAAGGAAUCCCUGAACUACCUCAGGCCACUGCAUGGUCACGACACGGGAGACAUCGGCCGGGGAGGAGGGGCGUGUGAGAACUCCAACCUGGAGCGUCAGGGCUGCAACCCCUUUUAUCAAGAGCUCAUUGAUGAUCCCCAUGUGGACCUGAGUCAAGACGUUUACUCGGCCUACAAAGACACACCCCAGGAAAACUUUGCUGAGGUUUUGUUGAGGACGGGCAAACUGGCCGAGGCAAAAACUGAAGGAGAAACUCUGUUUCCAGCUACAGAAGUUUUGCUUCAGCUGGCCAACGAUGCGUUUCCGAGGGACAUGAUGCUGGCUCUGUCCUACUUACUCGCCCUGCCUCAGGUGCUGGAUGCCAACAAGUGUUUUGAGAAACAGUGUCACUCUGCCUUGUCACUCCAGCUGGCCGCCUACUACUACUCUCUACAGAUCCACUCUCGCCUCAUGCCCUGCUUCAAAAAUAAGGACCACACGCUCUACCAGGCUGACCCAAAGGAACUGAUCCGAUUGGUUACACAGCAUGUGUCUGCGUAUUCUGAUUGGCCAGAGGAGCUGCAGAAGCUUAUUGGCCAGCUGCAGGUCUACAACGAGCGUCUGACAGACUUUACCCAGGCUCAGGUGUUACAGGGGUUGGGCCGCGGCGUGGACGUCCAGCGCUUCAGCUCCGACUCUGACUACAAGAAGGAGACCAUCCUUGGCCUCACAGAGACUCUGGAUGAUGGCGUGUACAGGAUCGCUCUGUCUCUGGCGAAGCGCUACAGUGUUCCUCUGUGGGAGGUCUACAUGACUCACCUCGAGUUUCUCUUCACAGAUAGCGGUCUUUCCACCAAGGACAUUGAAUCCCGAAGUGACUCCCUGGGCCUGUUUGAGACAUUGAAGAGCGACCCGCAGUGUUUUUAUAGCCACAUGACCAAAUACGUUCUGCCCACGGUGGAGGGGACCGACCAAGCCCGUCUGCUUUACUACUACACCUUACUAGAUGCAGCAGGAUGUGAGCCCUACGUCACCACCAUCAUCAAGCCGGACUCUCAUGUCAAACUGCUGAAAAAGCUUAAAGCUGUUGCAAAUGGUUUGAACUACCGAAAGCUGACUGAUGAAUCAUCUGAUCCCCUUGAUACUUUACAACCCGUCCUCACUAGUCAAAACGUUCUGUCCAUCUCCAAACUUGCAAACCGACUGCCUAUGCCUGGAAGGGGAGGGGCCACUGUCUCCCCCAGUGCAGUCCAUGCAGUGUGGCUGCAGAAGCUCUUCUGGAAUGGAGACCCCCAGCUGCUGAAGAGACCUCCGCAGAGUGACCAGGACUAUCUCCAUGCUUAUGACACCUGUGCCAAAUUCCUGGACAGGCUGGUCCCUGCUGAUGCUGUGCACUUCCUGGAUAACAUCACGUUCACAUCGGAUGCAGCAGAACAUCUGAGCAUCCAGGCGAGGUCGGAGGUGAUAAAGCGAGCCACCAAAGCUCUGCGCCAGCUGGGGGAGAAGAGCAAAAAGAGAGGAGGCAAUGGUGGUGGCGGCACUGAGCAGGAAGGGCCCGACCCAGCAGGGAUGACUUUUGAUGAGGCUCAAGCACAUCUGCAGCAAUCACAAGCCCACCUGGACACCUUGAGCCAUGACUUCAUUCUGUCACUCAAAGACAGCCUGCAGGACUACAGUCAACUCUAUGAUCUGUCCCGAUCUGAGAAGUCAAAGAUCCAUGAGCUAGCAGUCACCAUGGCAACAGAUGGACAGCCUCUGGAGCGCAUUGGAGAGCUUCUUUGUGUGGCUGUCGGACCCCUCGACCUGUCCAUCAAGACUGUGCUCAGAGAUGCCAUCGAAAGAGUGGUUUCUGCACUACGUGGAGACCCAGACGCCCUUAUGAAGUACCCACAACCCCUCAGGGUCCUGGAGGCCAUGGUGACAGCCGUGCACAACAAUGUCCAGACUGGCGACAACGCCGUGACUUCAGACGACCUCCUGGCCUGGCUGCAUCCAUUCUGCGGAGACGCCUCUCUGCCAGUGCGGCCUCGGAUCAACGUGCUGCAGAUCCUGGAGAGUAACUUCAGCCUGCAAGACAGCGACGUUCGACUUCUGCUGCUCUACAGAACUCAGGCUGUCCUCAAGGACAGAGAGGUUCAGAUUGAAGAUGUGGAAAAUGAAGGGAAGAGAUACACUCUCUUUCAAGAGCUGCUGGAAGCUGCACAAAAGUGGGGGGACUUUCAACUGCUCAUUCUGCUUCUCCAAGCAUGGCCGCCCAUGAUGAAAGAGGACGUGGCAGAGUCGGAGCGUAACCCUUGGGUGCUGCUGACCUCAGCCAUGCUGACCCGCUGCCAGGGGCCAGAGGGCAAAUUAGACCUGGGUCAGCAGGUCAUCAGCAUGGUGCGAUCCCUUUAUAACACCAAACAGAAGCUACCUGUGCAGUGUAUCAGACACAUAUCUACCCUUCUUCUCCAAAACCAGCCGAGCCUCCAGCAGCCUGCACUCAAACUGAUGGCGGAGAGUGCUGAUGAGCAGCUGCUGCAGCAGACUCUGGAUCAGAUCAACAGCAUGACUGCAGAGACUGCCUCCUCCUGCGAUGCCGAACUCCUCUCAUUGCUCCUGGAUGCGGGGCUCCUGGUGGGCUGCGUCUCCUCCACCCUGUACCCCCUGCUCAGCUCCCACAUGCUGUCCCACCAGCAGGAGGGAGGCUGGGACAUAGAGAAAGCCGCCGCUGAACUGCUGGCAGCCGGCCACGGGCCCGAGGCGGGCUCCCUGCUGCUGGCUUACCGCGGCACCCACCAGGCCCAUUUCACCUUCAACUCCGCCUUGGCUGUGCUCAAGAAGUGGCUGUGAGAAAGGAAGGAAGCAGUGUGACGGCGAGGCAGGUUUGGAUAGCAGGCCCCGUCCGUGGUAAUAAAGCUGAUUUAGGAAAGAUGUCAAGAGUGGAGUGGAAUUAGAUUGGACUGAGAUCUGAGGAAAUUAGCAUGAGGUGAGAGCAGGACAAAAUAUCAAGCCGUAACUCUGCAUUUUGUUCCGUAAUUGAGUUUAGGGUUCAUAAACGUCAAUAGCAACUGCAGUGUCUGCCUUGAAGGUACAAGAGCGGAUACCUUUAAUACUGAAACAUCUGCUCAAUUUCAAACACACACACAUGGACACACGGGUAAACCUCUGCUGUCUCUCAGCCGUGAAUAAAUUUUCCAUCUGAUCAGAAAUGCGUUUAUUUGUCGGCCAUUGUGCGAUGGAGUAAUUGAGCAGUAGCCGGUAAAGGCUGGGUUUCAUUAGCCUAUUGUUGCAUGACAGGUUAGCCUCUUUGACGUCCCGCCGUUAAACACCCUGCCUCUGCUGCAUUGUUUCCCCCCUAAUAAUGUCAAAUUAAUUCCUUCCAAACAAAUUAGCCCCCAGCUGCCCCACGCUGUGUAUUCCUGUUUGUGUGGAUUCAGAGAUAGUGUAGACGAGCUCUGAAACCCUGGUGAUAUAAUGUAGAGCAAAUUAUGACGGGGAAUAAACUUCUUUGUGUGUUUUACACACACAAUGAGGCUGUCAGCAUGGUUUGUUUCACUUUAUAAAGCACCAGUUUCCUUUUGUCCAACCUUACAAAGUUGAAAUAAAUAAAUA